Drosophila biarmipes is the source of this 6393-nucleotide messenger RNA. RefSeq names its product roundabout homolog 2 (gene robo1). NCBI's taxonomy places the organism in Eukaryota, Metazoa, Arthropoda, Insecta, Diptera, Drosophilidae. The transcript has 18 exons. Gene Ontology annotation, molecular function: axon guidance receptor activity; protein binding. The coding region runs from base 179 to 4375 and encodes 1398 amino acids. Gene Ontology annotation, biological process: axon guidance; axon midline choice point recognition; Roundabout signaling pathway. The record is from RefSeq and is a predicted model, not a curated record.
UUUCCACAGACACGACCCACGUCCAAUUGUGAGUUUUCACUGCGCCGAGAAUCGCAUCAAAAACGCAGAAAAUAGUAAAUCUGCUGCGGCCAAGUUAAAGACCCAAACACAGCGCCAAAAUGGUACCCGCUGCAUCGGGUCGUCUGUAGAGUCGUCAUCGCAACAGCACCACCAUCACAUGCAUCCCACGCAUCCCGAAAACCACGCCAUCGCCUGGAGCACGAGCACCACUAUUAACCCCUCGCGCAGCCGGAGCAGCAGGAUGCGGCUCCUGUCCGCAUGGCUGCUCCUCGUCCUGGCGGCCUGCACUGGCCUGCCAGCAGUCAGAGGCCAGUACCAAUCGCCGCGCAUCAUCGAGCAUCCCACGGACCUGGUCGUCAAGAAGAAUGAGCCCGCCACACUUAAUUGCAAAGUGGAGGGCAAGCCGGAACCCACCAUCGAGUGGUUUAAGGAUGGCGAGCCCGUCAGCACCAACGAAAAGAAAUCGCACCGCGUCCAGUUCAAGGACGGCGCCCUCUUCUUCUACAGGACGAUGCAGGGCAAGAAGGAGCAGGACGGCGGCGAGUACUGGUGCGUGGCCAAGAACCGAGUGGGCCAGGCCGUUAGUCGCCAUGCCUCGCUCCAGAUAGCUGUUUUGCGCGACGAUUUUCGCGUGGAGCCCAAAGACACGCGAGUGGCCAAAGGCGAGACGGCUCUGCUGGAGUGUGGGCCGCCCAAAGGCAUUCCAGAGCCGACGCUCAUUUGGAUAAAGAAUGGCGUUCCCUUAGACGACCUGAAAGCCAUGUCGUUUGGCGCCAGCUCCCGGGUUCGGAUCGUGGAUGGUGGCAACCUGCUCAUCAGCAACGUGGAGCCCAUUGACGAGGGCAACUACAAGUGCAUUGCCCAGAAUCUGGUGGGCACCCGCGAAUCCAGCUAUGCCAAGCUGAUUGUCCAAGUCAAACCGUACUUCAUGAAGGAGCCGAAGGACCAGGUCAUGCUCUAUGGCCAGACUGCCACGUUUCACUGCUCCGUGGGCGGUGAUCCACCGCCGAAGCUGCUGUGGAAAAAGGAGGGCGGCAAUAUCCCGGUUUCGAGGGCUCGCAUCCUCCACGAUGAGAAAAGUUUGGAGCUAAUUAACAUAACGCCCAGCGAUGAGGGCACCUACGUCUGUGAGGCCCACAACAAUGUGGGUCAGAUCAGCGCCAGAGCUUCGCUCACUGUUCAUGCUCCGCCCAACUUCACCAACCGACCGAGCAACAAGAAAGUGGGUCUGAAUGGCGUGGUCCAGCUGCCUUGCGAGGCUUCCGGCAACCCACCGCCCUCUGUGUUCUGGACCAAGGAAGGAGUGUCGACUCUCAUGUUCCCCAACAGCUCCCACGGAAGACAGCAUGUGGCUGCCGACGGCACCCUGCAGAUUACUGAUGUGCGGCAGGAGGACGAAGGCUUCUAUGUGUGCUCCGCUUUCAGUGUCGUGGACUCCUCCACGGUACGGGUUUUCCUACAGGUCAGCUCGGUGGACGAGCGCCCGCCCCCUAUCAUCCAAAUAGGACCUGCCAACCAGACGCUGCCCAAAGGAUCGGUGGCUACUCUGCCCUGCCGUGCCACGGGCAAUCCUAGCCCCCGUAUCAAGUGGUUCCACAACGGACAUCCCGUGCAAACUGGCAAUCGUUAUAGUGUUAUUCAAGGCAGUUCGCUAAGAGUGGACGAUCUUCAACUAAGUGACUCCGGAACAUACACUUGCACUGCAUCUGGGGAACGAGGAGAGACUUCCUGGGCAGCCACACUAACAGUGGACAAAAGUGGCUCUACUUCCCUUCACAGGGCAGCCGAUCCAAGCACCUAUCCUGCUCCGCCAGGCACACCCAAGGUUUUGAACGUCAGCCGCACUAGCAUCAGUCUUCGUUGGGCCAAGAGCCAAGAGAAAACCGGGGCUGUCGGUCCAAUCAUUGGAUACACCGUGGAGUACUUUAGUCCGAAUUUGCAAACUGGUUGGAUUGUUGCUGCCCAUCGAGUGGGCGACACUCAAGUCACUAUCUCGGAUCUGAAACCGGGAAGUUCAUACAUCUUCCUAGUCCGAGCGGAAAAUACGCAGGGUAUUUCUGUUCCCUCGGGCUUAUCGAAUGUCAUUAAAACCAUUGAGGAGGACUUUGACGCAGCUUCUGCAAACGAUUUGUCAGCAGCUAGAAAUUUGCUUACUGGAAAGUCCGUGGAGCUAUUAGAUGCCUCAUCCAUUAAUGCCAGUGCCGUGCGUUUGGAAUGGAUGCUGCAUGUUAGUGCGGAUGAAAAAUAUGUAGAGGGCCUUCGUAUACACUAUAAGGAUGUCAGUAUGCCAUCCGCGCAGUAUCACUCGAUUACUGUUUUGGAUGCUUCUGCGGAAUCGUUUGUGGUCGGAAACCUCAAGAAGUUUACCAAGUAUGAGUUCUUCCUUACUCCCUUCUUCGAGACCAUCGAAGGACAGCCCAGUAACUCCAAGACGGCCCUUACCUAUGAAGAUGUUCCCUCCGCACCACCGGACAACAUUCAGAUUGGCAUGUACAACCAAACCGCGGGGUGGGUGCGUUGGACUCCACCACCCUCGCAGCACCACAACGGCAAUCUGUAUGGCUACAAGAUCGAGGUCAGUGCCGGCAACACCAUGAAGGUCCUGGCCAAUAUGACCCUUAACGCCACCACCACAUCUGUGCUACUGAACAACCUAACCACAGGCGCUGUGUACAGCGUGCGGUUGAACUCGUUCACCAAGGCAGGAGAUGGGCCUUACUCGAAACCGAUAUCGCUUUUCAUGGACCCCACCCAUCAUGUGCAUCCGCCACGAGCCCAUCCCAGUGGCACUCACGAUGGCCGUCAUGAGGGCCAGGAUGUCACGUACCACAACAAUGGCAAUUUACCCACCGGCGACAUCAAUCCUACCACUCACAGAAAGACCACUGAUUACCUAUCUGGGCCCUGGCUUAUGGUCCUGGUCUGCAUAGUCCUGCUAGUUCUGGUAAUUUCGGCGGCCAUUUCCAUGGUGUACUUCAAGAGGAAGCACCAAAUGACCAAGGAACUGGGACACUUAAGUGUGGUAAGCGACAACGAGAUUACCGCACUGAACAUCAAUAGCAAGGAAAGCUUGUGGAUAGACCACAAUCGUGGCUGGCGAACAGCAGAUACUGACAAGGAGUCUGGACUGAGUGAGUCCAAGCUACUAUCCCAUGUGAACAGCAGCCAGUCCAACUACAACAACUCGGAUGGGGGAACGGACUACGCCGAAGUGGACACUCGAAACCUCACCACCUUCUACAACUGUCGCAAGAGCCCCGAUAAUCCUACGCCCUACGCUACCACCAUGAUCAUUGGAACCUCCUCCAGUGAGACCUGCACCAAGGCGACAUCAUUGAGUGCCGACAAAGACUCGGGUACCCAUUCGCCCUACUCCGAUGCAUUUGCCGGCCAGACCUCAGCGGUUCCGCUUGUAAAAUCCAACUAUCUACAGUAUCCGGCCGAGCCGAUCAACUGGUCUGAGUUCCUACCCCCACCACCAGAACAUCCACCACCGUCUUCGACCUAUGGAUAUACACAGGGAUCCCCGGAAUCGUCGCGGAAGAGCUCCAAGAGCGCAGGCUCAGGCAUUUCCACUAACCAAAGUAUACUGAACGCCUCCAUACACAGCAGUUCCUCGGGCGGCUUUUCCGCCUGGGGAGUUUCGCCGCAGUAUGCCGUCGCCUGUCCCCCGGAGAAUGUGUACAGCAAUCCGCUGUCGGCGGUGGCUGGCGGCACCCAGAACCGCUAUCAGAUCACGCCCACCAACCAGCAUCCGCCACAGCUGCCGCCCUACUUUGCCACCGCGGGUCCGGGUGGAGCAGUACCGCCCAACCACCUGCCAUUUGCCACCCAGCGCCAUGCGGCCAGUGAGUACCAGGCCGGAUUGAAUGCAGCGCGAUGUGCCCAGAGCCGGGCCUGCAACAGCUGCGAUGCCCUGGCCACGCCCUCGCCCAUGCAGCCCCCACCGCCAGUUCCCGUUCCCGAGGGCUGGUACCAGCCGGUGCAUCCCAACGGCCACCCGAUGCACCCGACCUCCUCAAGCCACCAGAUCUACCAGUGCUCCUCCGAGUGCUCGGAUCACUCCAGGACCUCGGGUCAGGGUCACAAGCAGCGACAGCUGCAGCUGGAGGAGCACGGCGGCAGUGGCAAGCAGCGCGGUGCUCACCACCGCCGAAGAGCUCCGGUGGUGCAGCCAUGCCCGGAGAGCGAGAACGAGAACAUGCUGGCGGAGUAUGAACAGCGCCAGUACACCAGCGACUGCUGCAACAGCUCCCGCGAGGGCGACACCUGCUCCUGCAGCGAGGGAUCCUGUCUUUACGCCGAGGCGGGCGAGCCGGCGCCCCGUCAAAUGGCUGCUAAGAACUGCACCUAAGGAAGAAGUGUUUGGGCCUCCCCGACUGGGUGGAUUAGUAUUAAAGAUAGCAUCUAGUCUAACUCUUCAUUCAUAUCGAACUGGAAAACAGUCUAGGGACUGGGUGAACUCAAAGUUUCUGCAUCAACUGAGGCCAUGACUCCACGACAACAUGCUUCUCCUGGUCACUAAACUAUUUUGAUUGCAUUUAAGGAACCCUAUCUAAAACAAGCAAUUAAACACAUCCCGAAGGGGAAAAGAGAUGCAUUCAGAUAGUAGGGAAACAUGUUGUAGUGGAAUCUAGGGUACUAACCUCAGAUACACAAAACCACACUUGUCACAAUCAUGGGGGCAUUGUGCAGCUUUAGCAAUUACGAAUUUUCCAUUAUCACAUCUACCAGUGUAGAGACUCAUAGACAGGCACAGUGCUCCCCCAUCCACGCACCACAGAACGAAAACCUUUGUACUUAAGAGACGCGAGUGCUGUACGAUAGAUAUUGCUUCAUAGACGCGAAGAGACAGUAACCACUUAUAGCAGGGAUCUGUGUCCCAGCAGAACUUCAUUAAAAUACGUACUCAAAGGAACUUAUAGCGGAGAUAAACCAGAUCAGGCCAUAGCAAGUACACAAAAAUGGGUGUCUCACGACGUUUGUAGUUAGAACUAAAGUACACAUAUUUGUACAGCAUGUUUUGGGGCUUUCGAAUCGGUCCUAGUCAAUAGGCUUGGUAGCGAGAUACAAUAACGAUACUGAUUACGAUAUACUUGUAUGCAAAACUCUUUCAUAUCUACGAUCACAAUCGAGCACUUGCCUCCGACUCGGACUUGUGGGGAGCUGAGUAGAGUUUGGGGGACAAGUGACACGGCAGUUGCAAUGUUUAAUGGUUAGUGCUUUUCUAUAACGAGGAUAAUAUACUUCAUUGACCCAGUGAAUAUAUAUAUACAUACUAAACGACACACUACACAACUACUUACAUAGCAUUUAGACGAGUUGGGGAGCUGCACACGGCCAACAGAACAAACCCCAGUUGCCCGUUCCGUUGUCCUGUCCCUGUGCAGAUCCCUCCAUGACACAAUGUUUUCUACAAUCUUGCAUUUUGAAAAGUCUAAAAUGUACCUGUGAUAAUAACCCCAUUAUACAUUAUAGUAUUUUAAUAAUUUUUAUAUUUAUGGUUUUCUGAUUUCGAGUCGCGUUUUUUGUUUAUUAUGUUCGAGCAACGAGGAAUGUUUGUUGGAAAUCCCCACGCAGACAGAGUUUUUUUGGGAGAGUAUAUAGCAUAAUUUAGAACUUAGGCACGUACCACAUUAGAAAUGCAAAAUGAAUAUAUCAUCAAAUCGAACCGAGUCGAAGCGGCGGAGAGUUCGGCUCGCCGAAGGGGCCCAGGCACCUUUCUACUACACUAGAUCGUGAGUGGAAUCGGGAAAAGUGGGGUGCAGGGAGGAGUGCCUCGGGCCGCUUAGAUAGCUGUGGGUAUACGCAAUAUCCACGGGGACUAGAGUCAACGAAUCGUUUAAACAAUACUAAACACAUAUGCAUUAUAUUACCUACAUAGAGAUCAUAUAGCACCUAGAACCGCGCAUGUAUCAAAUCAAAUCAAAAUAUGCUUUAGCAUACACUCACACAAGUCCACUUCCUUGCUAGCUGGAUCGGCCCGGCAUGUACAUAUAUAUAUUAUAUAUAUACUGCAUACUCCUAAUCCUAAUAUCGAAUCCAACUUGCUUGAGUUGAACUGCCCUUCCGUAGCCAUAUACAUAUAGGAAAAGCAUAGUUGGGUCUGGGUUUUAAUAAUUAGCAUCUAGUUUCUAGAGUUGUGUAACGGGAGUAUUUUAAAGUCAUAGCGUAAACGAAUUUUAAGAUCGAACAGAACCCCUAAAACGAAUCGGACAUUUGAUUUUAGUGCGUAAUGCCGGAAACGAACUUUUUCAAAAGCAAAAUAAUAACUGACAUUUACUUACGACAUAAAUACUAUAUCUAGAUAUAUACAUAUAGCAUUUAAAAUUACAUAAACAAUAAAGGAACAUUUUACAUAUAUGUGGAAAA